UGAGAAACCAAAAGGCUGUAAUGGUCCUAAUGGAUUAAACUCCCUUACCAAAAAAAAAAAGAAAGAAAAUAAUGGAUUAAAGUCAUUAAACUCUGAAGAGUAUUCGCUCUCUCUCUUCCCCCAAAAAGUAUACUCCUCUCCAGUUCUCGUUCUUCCCCCUCUCUGCUUGGCGUUUAUGCAUUAUGCGCUACCUUCUUCUCAGUUCUUAAGAGGGACAGACAGUAAUAAGAAGCUCUCCUCCCUCUUCCUCUCUUUAAGCUCUUGGGUUUUGAUUUUAAAGGGUGAAAUCAUCAGAAAUUGAGAAUGCCAGGGAUGGAUGGAUCAGCAAAGCCUCCCCAAAUCUCCGAAAUGUUCCAGAAAUUUGCUCUGGCUUUCAAGACCAAAACCAUCGAAUUCUUCGCAGAAGAAGAUGAAGACGAUGAAACCCUUUCCCUCCUCGACUCCAAUGAAGAAAUCAUCACCGGGCAGCGUGUCGUCGUCCUUAAACCCGAUUACCUACCCAAACCAACCCCUCCCAUUCUAACCCAAUCUCAACCUCAACCGCCACAAGCACAAGCACAAGCACAAGCACAAGCACAAGUACAAGCACAGGCUCAACCACAGCCGCAACCACAACAACAGGAACAGCAACAUUUGUGUCGUUCAAUUUCCAACGGCAAUCACCAAGGCAAUAACCUCCAAGCCCUAAUCCCUUCCCUGUUCGCUACCAUUUCCAACUUUGAGGCUUCCUACCUGCACUUCCAGACAGCUCAUGCCCCAUUCGAUGCCGACAACAUCAAAGCCGCCGAUAGAGCUGCAGUCUCACACCUCCAGGACUUAUCCGAGCUCAAGCAAUCCUACAGAAGCUUCUGUAAAAACCCGACCCUCAACCCACCUGGUUUUCCUCUGGUUUCUCCUCUGGAAGCGCAAGUGAAGGAGAAUCAGAACCUACUCCGUGGUCUCGAGAUGGUCGUUAACAGGUUGCAGUCCGACAUCGAUCUCAAAGACGCCGAGGUUUAUGAAUUAAAGCAAAAGUUGGAGAGGAUUCAGAAAUCAAAUUUGAGGUUGUCCAAGAGAUUGUCCAGUUCCAAUUCUAAUUGGAAAACGAAACCCAAUUCUUGGCCGUCGUCUUCUUUUGUUCCUGCUUCCCCUGAGGUCAUGCUGUCCGCUGGAGUCUUCGAUUCGGUGUUGAAGGACGCUUGUAGAUCCUCGCAUAGUUUUACCAAGCUCUUGAUUGAUUUGAUGAACAAAGCUGGGUGGGAUUUGGAUUUGGCUGCGAAUUCUCUUUAUUCGGAUGUCAAGUACGCCAAGAGAGGGCACAACCGGUAUGCUUUCUUAUCCUAUGUCUGUUUAUUGAUGUUCGAAGGUUUCGAUUCUGAGGAUUUUGGUUUGGAAGCGGAUGAGGAUCGGUGCAACGGUGUUGAGUCGUCUGCCGUUCGGCGGAAAAAGUUUCUGAGGCAAUUCGUCGAGCAUGGAACAGGUGAUGCAAUGGAGCUUCUGGGUCGGGACCCAAGCAGCGAUUUUGCAAUAUUUUGUGACAAGAAAUACCAAAAACUCGUCCACCCCACGAUGGAAUCCUCCCUCUUCAGAAACAUGGAGGAGAACGAAGUGGUAUUGGAUUCUUGGAGGUCAUCCUCUGUUUUCUAUGAGUCGUUUGUAACAAUGGCUAGCUCAAUUUGGAUGCUUCAUAAGUUGGCCUUUGCAUUCGACCCUGUGAUUGAGAUUUUUCAGGUCGAGAGAGGGGAUGAUUUCUCCAUGGUUUAUAUGGAGAAUGUCACUAGGAAAGCUGUGUGGCCCGGUAAAACUCGACCCAAGGUGGGAUUCACAGUGAUUCCAGGCUUUCGAAUUGGAAGAACUGUCAUACAGUCUCAAGUUUAUCUCGUUGGGAUGAGAUGUGCAGAGCAAGUGAUUCCCCAUUUUACGGUGUAAAAGAAAAAAAUGAGAAUGCAUUAUAUAAAUGUGGCUUUUCUAUAGAGGAGGACCAAAUGGUGAUCUUGAUGGAACAAUAUUUGUUCCCUAACCUGCUUUUGGGCUUUGCAAUUCAUUUGCAUUGACAUCUCUGAAGAGCUCGUUUUGUUGGCCAUCCAGACUAAUUCCAGAAUUCGGGACAGGAUGUGGAAUCUGGUAAUGCCUCCGUUUGGUGCUAAGAAAGAAUGCUAUGACAUACGCAUUAUAAAAGGAGACUUUUGGCUGUGCUCUGAGAAUCACUCUGUUCUGCAAGUUUUAAGCCAUCUUCUUCUCCUUGAUGAUUGGAUUUGGUUUUCCCUUACAUCUUUCAAUUAGUUCUCUGGUGAGUUCCAUGUAUAGCUUGUGUAAAGCAUAGUUUCACAAUUUUUUUUGAGUCUUGUGUAUUGGUUUUAGUCUGACACAAAUAGCUUACAGAUAUAUUUAUCUAAAUCCAAGUGUAUCUCUCAAAGAGAGUUUUGGGUU
Molecule: messenger RNA, 2409 nt
Organism: Macadamia integrifolia
Lineage: Eukaryota; Viridiplantae; Streptophyta; Magnoliopsida; Proteales; Proteaceae
Product: protein GRAVITROPIC IN THE LIGHT 1-like
Exons: 1
Coding region: 304-1908 (534 amino acids)
Biological process (GO): negative gravitropism; response to red or far red light
Source: RefSeq, a predicted model, not a curated record